UAUGAAUCUAAUGCUUUUGACCUUUUGGUGACCUUUGACAGAAAGGGAGAGCUAAGGACUAUCGAGGGGACAGGAGUCACGGAGGACUUGAAGAACCCAGCCAAGUUAGGCAUCAGCUACUCUUAUGUCCUCCCCUACUCGCCUUACUGGGUCAUCUCCACCGACUAUGAGAACUCAGCUCUAGUCUAUUCCUGCACCGAUGUCCUGCGUCUGUUCCACAUGGACUUUGCCUGGAUCCUGGGGCGCACACGCACCCUCCCUGCCGCCACCGUCGACAAAGCCAGGGAGAUCUUCACAAGCAGCAACAUUGACGUUAGCCGGAUGGUCGCCAGCAGGCAGCAGGGCUGUGAUAAGACCCUCUGAGAGAUUGAAUACAAUUGGAUAGAGUAGAACUUCAUAGAAUUUUCCCACAGGGACAUUUGGUUUGCAACAACAUAGUAUGCAAAAGAGAUGUUGAUGGAAAAAAGUAAUAUAGUUUCCCUCAUCUGUAUAAUAACAUGUUAGCUCGGCAAACUUCAGUGACAUUCCAUUCAUUAUUCAGAGGAAU
This is a messenger RNA of Coregonus clupeaformis (lake whitefish), 547 nucleotides long. RefSeq names its product apolipoprotein D-like. The annotation marks the transcript as partial. The transcript has 2 exons. The record is from RefSeq and is a predicted model, not a curated record. NCBI's taxonomy places the organism in Eukaryota, Metazoa, Chordata, Actinopteri, Salmoniformes, Salmonidae. Gene Ontology annotation, molecular function: lipid binding. Gene Ontology annotation, biological process: lipid transport; brain development; tissue regeneration.